Parastagonospora nodorum SN15 is the source of this 2001-nucleotide messenger RNA. RefSeq lists its product as hypothetical. The coding region runs from base 1 to 2001 and encodes 666 amino acids. The transcript has 3 exons. NCBI's taxonomy places the organism in Eukaryota, Fungi, Ascomycota, Dothideomycetes, Pleosporales, Phaeosphaeriaceae. The record is from RefSeq and is a predicted model, not a curated record.
AUGUCCGCAAUGAUUCGUCUCCUGUCUCUUUCGUUACCGCUUCUCUCCGUCGUCACGGCGGCAGUGAGCCCUCAGUCUGUCGGUUCGGAUCUGUCCAUCGUCACUCACAAUGACCUCUACGGCAACGAUACUACAAGAAAUGCAGCAGUUGUCGCGCUUCGCACCCAAUGCAGCUACUCGAGCGCUGCCUCACGAUGCGCUGCCCUUGGGACAUCACUUUGGAACCCAGACGGCUUGCAGCAGGACCUGGGCUUCCUGCGCUUCCUUGCCCAUGACAAGAACAGCGAUAAUGCUGGCACAUUCUGGGUUGGUGGCAACAGCACGGCGGCAUGUCGAGCAAUAAAUGUCGACGGCACGAUCACGAGCACUGCUUGUUCUAUCGCAUUGCCCGCACUGUGCUCCAACACAGUGAACGGUACUGCUUCCCAGGUAACUGUAACAACCAACAACGCGACUAUCACGGGCAUUCGACAAAGCAAAGCGUUCCGUUUCCUGGGCCUCAACUAUGCAACCAUACCUGCACGUUUCGCGCAAUCAGUCUACCUUCCGCCCGCACCCAACACAUCUGCGCUAGAGUAUGGCCCAACAUGCAUCCAGCUGAACUGCAAGACGUGCAGCGAGGACUGUCUGUCGCUAAACAUAUGGACACCAUACCUGCCCAACGGCAAAGUUGCCGCACACAAGAAGAAGGCAGUAAUGGUUUGGAUAUACGGUGGGGGCUUUACUAGUGGUGCUGCCAGUGAUACGACCUUCGAUGGAAGUGCUCUUGCGUCCCGAGGAGACGUCGUGGCGGUCACAAUCAACUACAGACUGGGCACGCUUGGAGCCCUCUCAGUAGAGAACACAACCGUGACGGGUAACCAAGGAAUCCGCGACCAGAGCACUGCCCUGGACUGGAUUCGCGCCCAUAUCGAAGACUUUGGAGGUGACAAGGACAGGAUCACUAUUUUCGGACAAAGCGCAGGCUCGGCAUCUGUGAGGGCGUUACUUGCUUCCCCACAAGCAAGCAAGAAGGUUGCAGGUGCCAUCAUGCAGAGCUCGCCGUUGCUUGCUACAGGCAGUGACACUGGAUAUGCAACAUACAAGCCCAUGUCAGCGUACGCCAACCAGACCAUGGCUAUUAUCAGCGAGUCAGGGUGUACCAAUGCGAGCGACGUGAUCGACUGCUUGAGGAAGAUCGACGCGUUGACGCUCUAUAGCCAGAAGACAUUUGUCAGAUUCCCCGUUGCCGAUGGCACCUUCCUCCCCAAUUCCGGCCUCUCCCUCUCCUCAACAGGCCCCAAGCUCUCCAUACCCAUCCUGGCCGGCCUGAUGCACGACGACGGCUCAAACUUCAUCACCUAUCCGACAUCACUCAAUCUCACCGCCGUCUACGCCGCGGCCAGUCUGCCAGUCUCCACUAUCAUCGACAAUCCAUCGGUCUUCCCAAUCCCGUACAACGCCCUUACCACGCAGAACUUGUUCAAUCUGACCUCGCGAGUGUCCACGGACCGCAUCUUCCUACUGCCCAUGUCGCAAGCCAAGAACAACGUCUUCAAGAAAAUAUACGCAUACGAAUUCGAUCGCGCAUACCAGAUUGCGGGAUACAGCCCUAACCCGCCUGCUUGCGAAGCCCCUGUCACUCCGGCGCACCCCUUUGGCGACCCGACAUUGCCCUUCUACAAGUGCCAUUCAGGCGAGUUGUAUGCCGUCUUUGGAACAACGAUUAGUCAGGGCGAGGUCCCGAGAGAUCAGAACGACAUCCCGUUCAGUCAGUACAUUGUCGAUUCGUGGAGUGCGUUCGCGCGCACGGGUGACCCGACGCCUGCCAAAGACUACUUGAGCGCGAGGGGCUUCACUAACACGACCAUGUUUGUAGCCAAAGCUGGGACCUGGGAUCCCGUUGGCGCUAGCAACGCGAAGCCGGUAAGAGUCUUGGACUUGAAUGUCAGGAAUGAAGCGUGGCGGGAGCUGCAGCAGUGCGAAACGCUGGGAACGGGAUUGGAGUACUAUGCCAACUAG